Raphanus sativus (radish) is the source of this 2244-nucleotide messenger RNA. RefSeq names its product CDPK-related kinase 1. Gene Ontology annotation, cellular component: nucleus; cytoplasm. The coding region runs from base 326 to 2053 and encodes 575 amino acids. The record is from RefSeq and is a predicted model, not a curated record. The transcript has 11 exons. Gene Ontology annotation, biological process: intracellular signal transduction; peptidyl-serine phosphorylation; protein autophosphorylation. Gene Ontology annotation, molecular function: calcium-dependent protein serine/threonine kinase activity; calcium/calmodulin-dependent protein kinase activity; calmodulin binding. Lineage: Eukaryota; Viridiplantae; Streptophyta; Magnoliopsida; Brassicales; Brassicaceae.
UUUUACUUUUUUUUCUCUUUUGGUCUCUGCUCUCUCUCUCUCUUUUACUACUGCGAAAGCAUCUUCAUUCACUUUCUCUUUUGCAAUCUCAAAACACUUUUGCUUUUUGCUUCUGCUUUGUCUAAGUGUCUUUACUUAACUUUACCUUCUGAUUGGAACGAAUCUACCUUCUUCUCUCCUUCUCUUUGCUCUAAUCUCUUCUUUCUCAGAACUCUGUUUUUCCCGGGAAAAAACUAACCGACUCCUCAAAGCUUCUCUCUUUCUCGUCUUAAUCACAAUUCUCCACUCCUCUUCACCUCCCUGUAACUUCCCCAUCUCAUAAUUCAUGGGGAUCUGCCACGGAAAACCCACCGAGCACCAAUCAAAACAGAGCACCUCUGUUUCCUCCGAUCAAACUCCGGCGACGAAAUCUUCGGGCUUUCCGUUCUACAGUCCAAGCCCAUUACCUAGCUUAUUCAAACCCUCGCCUUCGGCAAGCGCGAGCUCGACGCCGACGCCUCUCCGCGUCUUCAAGAGACCUUUCCCUCCUCCUUCCCCUGCUAAGCACAUACGCGCUUUCCUCGCGCGUCGCAACGGCUCCUCCGCCACCAAGCCAACACCCAACGAGGUCACGACGAUCCCUGAAGGCAAGGAGUUCGAGGUAGGUCUUGAUAAGAGCUUCGGCUUCUCGAAACACUUUGGUUCGCACUACGAGGUUGAUGGGGAGGUGGGUCGGGGGCAUUUUGGGUAUACUUGCUCUGCUAAAGGUAAAAAAGGAAGCUUGAAGGGACAAGAAGUUGCUGUUAAGGUCAUUCCUAAGUCCAAGAUGACAACUGCAAUUGCGAUUGAGGAUGUUAGUAGAGAAGUGAAGAUACUGCGAGCUUUGACUGGUCACAAGAACUUAGUCCAGUUCCAUGACGCCUUUGAAGAUAAUGAGAAUGUCUACAUUGUCAUGGAGUUAUGUAAAGGUGGUGAGCUCUUGGACAAAAUACUUCAAAGAGGUGGCAAAUACUCAGAAGAUGAUGCUAAACAAGUUAUGGUUCAGAUUCUUAGUGUUGUAGCUUACUGUCAUCUACAAGGUGUGGUUCACCGUGACCUUAAACCAGAGAACUUUCUAUUCAGUACAAAAGAUGAGACUUCUCCUCUAAAAGCAAUUGACUUUGGUCUCUCUGAUUACGUCAAGCCAGAUGAGAGGUUGAAUGACAUAGUAGGAAGUGCUUACUACGUCGCCCCUGAAGUUUUGCACCGUACAUACGGAACAGAAGCUGACAUGUGGAGUAUUGGAGUGAUUGCUUACAUUCUUCUUUGUGGGAGUAGACCCUUUUGGGCCCGUACUGAAUCAGGAAUCUUUAGAGCUGUACUUAAGUCAGUACCUAACUUUGAAGAAGCUCCUUGGCCCUCACUAUCACCUGAAGCUGUAGAUUUUGUGAAGAGAUUGCUUAACAAAGAUUACCGUAAAAGACUAACUGCUGCACAGGCUUUGUGUCAUCCGUGGCUGGUUGGCUCGCAUGAACUCAAGAUACCUUGUGAUAUGAUCAUAUACAAGCUUGUUAAAGUGUACAUAAUGUCUACUUCACUCAGAAAAUCAGCUUUAGUUGCUCUUGCCAAGACAUUAACUGUACCACAGUUAGCUUAUCUGAGGGAGCAAUUUACAUUGUUGGGGCCAAGUAAAAAUGGACAUAUCUCCAUGCAGAACUACAAAACAGCAAUACUAAAGAGCGCAACAGAUGCUAUGAAGGAUUCAAGAGUCUUAGAUUUUGUUCACAUGAUAAGCUGUCUUCAGUACAAGAAACUAGACUUUGAAGAGUUCUGUGCAUCAGCAUUGAGUGUUUAUCAGAUGGAAGCAAUGGAAACAUGGGAGCAACACGCACGGCGUGCUUACGAGUUGUUUGAGAAAGAUGGGAAUAGACCCAUCAUGAUUGAGGAACUUGCAUCGGAACUCGGACUCGGACCAUCAGUCCCGGUGCAUGUUGUGCUUCAGGAUUGGAUAAGACAUUCAGAUGGAAAGCUUAGUUUCUUGGGUUUUGUCAGACUACUACAUGGUGUGUCUUCUCGUACAUUACAUAAAGCUUAGGAGCAAUGACAUUGUUUGAGUGUAGAUUUGGUUUCUUUUUUUCCUUUUUCUUUUUCUUUCUACCGUUUCUUGAUAGUUUUGAGUCAAAUAUUCGAUGAUUAUGUCAGUGUAUGUAUGUGUAAUGUGUGUGGUGUGGGGAAGGAAUGGUUUCAGAUGAAGAGGAAUGUACAGAAUGAGACUUAUUCCAUAUC